CUCUCCCGGCUCGACAGCAGCACAGUGUCGGUGGUGAUUUGAAAACUGGUGUGACUUUCCAACUUCACUCAAUGGGAGAUUCAUCUUCCAAACAUGCAUCCCCACCACCAUCUCCUACUUUUAGUGAGCCAUGGAGGGAAAUACCAUGGAGACACAAAGACAGGGAGCUGCAGUACGUGAGGGAUUACCAACCCCACAGUGACGUCCAGCACCUGAGAAUCCUGCUUCAUGGUCCAGUUGGAGCUGGAAAAUCCAGUUUCAUCGACUCUGUUGACAGUGUCUUACAAGGCAGAAUCACAACCAGAGCUUUGGCUGCAGCAAAUGCCAGUGAAAGUUUCACCCAUAAGUAUAAAACCUACAAAAUCCAAAAAGGACGACCUGGAGACUUUUACCCUUUCGUCCUCAGUGACACUAUGGGUCUUGAGAUGCAGGACGGAGGAGUCCAUCGAGAGGACAUCAAACUGGCCUUGAAGGGACAUGUGACAGAUGGUUACACGUUCAAUCCUGCAUCGAAACUGUCAGAUGACAGUAAGUAUUACAACGCAGAACCAACUCUAAAUGACAAAGUUCAUGUUCUGGUGUGUGUUGUCCCUGCUGACCAAAUACCUUUAGUAUCUGAGAGCUUUGUGAGGAAGAUAAAGGACAUCAGAAGGACAGCCAGUGACCUGGGAAUUCCUCAACUGGUCAUCAUCACCAAAAUUGAUUUAGCCUGCCCACUGAUCAAGAAAGAUCUAAAGAACAUCUAUAAGAGCAAGUACCUGAAGGAGACAAUGGAGAAAUUCAGUUAUUUGGUGGGAAUUCCAAUGAACUGCAUCAUUCCUGUGAUGAACUACCAUGAAGAAAUCAACAUAAAGGAUGAUGUUGAUUCUCUGAUUCUGAGCGUCCUGAGACGGAUCAUCAGCUCUGGAGAAGACUUCAUCAAUCACAUGGAAACCUAA
Messenger RNA from Myripristis murdjan (pinecone soldierfish), 938 nucleotides. RefSeq names its product interferon-induced protein 44-like. The record is from RefSeq and is a predicted model, not a curated record. Gene Ontology annotation, biological process: immune response. The transcript is spliced from 9 exons. The coding region runs from base 72 to 938 and encodes 288 amino acids. NCBI's taxonomy places the organism in Eukaryota, Metazoa, Chordata, Actinopteri, Holocentriformes, Holocentridae.